GCAAAAACGACGUCGACAAAAGUAGCAGCAACAAGACCAACAACAGCAACAACGACUUCAACCUCAACUACUACCACGACUACUACGACGCCAGCGCCAACAACGACCCAAGCUCCUACGACGACUACAACCCCCACCACCACAACCACCAGAUUCACUACGACCACCGAGGCACCAACUAGUACAACCACCUCAGUAAGAGCGCCAUUAACAGCGGCGCCACCGAAACCAACUAAAGCUGCAACAGCACAACAACUAAAGAAGUCACAAUUCCAAUUGGAACAGCAAAAGCAAGAGCAGCAAAAUCAACAACAAAAACAACAGUCCCUGACAUUACCAACGUUGGAUUUAAAUCCAGAAGUGCCACCACCAUUGCCUGAAGCAGAAGCACCGGUAGCGCCGGUCAAGGUGCCAGAGUUUAAACAAGCCGCUUCCACGCAGCAUUUGCAACAUGUGCAGGCAGCGCAAACACAAUUUCAUACGAUACAACAACACUUACAGCCACAAAAGCAACAACAACAGAAGCAACAGUUUGCCAAGCAAUUUCUGCAACAACCACAAAUACAGCAUAAGUUGCAGCCACAAGCUGCUUCAACUAUCAACAAAGUGGCACAUACACCGCAGCAGGCACCACAAGUACGCCAGCAGCAGCAGCAGCAAGUAAAUAUCGAACAACUACAACAAUAUCUUCAAUACGUUUAUCAUCCGACGACACGUCGGCCAUCACGCGGCAUGUUGCCCACACUGACGCCAUUUCCGCGGCAUUCGAAGUGA
Molecule: messenger RNA, 774 nt
Organism: Rhagoletis pomonella (apple maggot)
Lineage: Eukaryota; Metazoa; Arthropoda; Insecta; Diptera; Tephritidae
Product: ras-interacting protein RIP3-like
Exons: 1
Source: RefSeq, a predicted model, not a curated record